UCCAUUUUGUACCGAAAUCAUCAGAUACGACUUUCCACUCUUCUUCUGAAGCAGGAAUCUAAAUAAAAAAAUAAAGAAUGUAAUAAAAUAAUUAAUAUGAAUAUAUUUUAUUAAUAAAACUAUUAUUUAUUUUCUAGGAAAAAAUUGAUGAAACCACGUCACGUCAUGAACCAUUAAAAAUGAAAAGGAAAAUAGUAAAUGCUGAAGAAAAAAAGAACGAAUUGCUAGAAUUAGCUUGUAUGCGACUGCAAAAAUCUACAUCAGACAACGAUAUUUUAGCUAAGUCUUGGAGUAUUGAAUUAGAUAAGCUUGACCCAGAACAACAUCUAUUUGCUCAAAAAGCGAUCAACGACAUACUUUUUGAGGCUCGUUUAAAAACACUACAUCGUAAUUCGAUAAAAAUUAAUCAUACAUGCACGUGUUCUGGUACUUCAACACCAAUUUAUUCACGGGGUACACCAACACCAAUUUAUUUACCAGGAAAUUCAAAUUCAUCACAAACCAUUUUCGCACCAGUUCUACAGCAGACUCCAGACAUUACACCCUUUGGAGACACAUACACAACAUACGGUGAACUUCUUUCAGACCCUCAGUACUCAAAUUCAAAUUAA
Acyrthosiphon pisum (pea aphid) is the source of this 611-nucleotide messenger RNA. RefSeq lists its product as uncharacterized. The coding region runs from base 180 to 611 and encodes 143 amino acids. Lineage: Eukaryota; Metazoa; Arthropoda; Insecta; Hemiptera; Aphididae. The record is from RefSeq and is a predicted model, not a curated record. The transcript has a single exon.